Molecule: messenger RNA, 718 nt
Organism: Gloeophyllum trabeum ATCC 11539
Lineage: Eukaryota; Fungi; Basidiomycota; Agaricomycetes; Gloeophyllales; Gloeophyllaceae
Exons: 1
Coding region: 45-674 (209 amino acids)
Source: RefSeq, a predicted model, not a curated record
CAUCUUAUGCUUCCAGUCCAAGUACGACGCAGAGUGAAUUUCCGAUGGCAACAGACGCACCGCUCCCACCGCUCUCCCUCAUCGUCUCCUCGUCGCCUGAACCGACCUCGCACCUGACUAAUGCCUUAUCUCUUCUCUUCGAACCCUCUCCGCCCCUAACCUCCGACCUCGUACCCCAGCUCGAAUCUGCACUCCUCAAAUCCACCUCCCCGAUAACCACCUACACGCAGCUCAUCGAGACAGCACUCGAAAUAAUCCGAUCAUGGCCAGACGAGCUCAAAGCUAGAUUCAUAGCCGCGCACCCCCGCAUCGGGGAGGUGAAGAGCCUAUCCGCGCUCAGCGCGAAAGAGCAGGGGCAGACGGGAGGCAUCGUCGUGCACCCGACCCCGUCGGAAGUCCUCGCACGUCUCGCCCACCUCAACAAGUGCUACGAGUAUCGCUACCCCGGUUUACGCUACAUCACCUUCGUCAACGGUCGGUCGCGCGCUGUCAUCGCGGAGGAGAUGGAGGACGUCUUGGGGAUCUCGCAUUCCCUGAGCCCUGACCAGCCACCCGUGGAGACUCUGGGUGUCGUCGAGGUGGGUAGCGAGGAGUGGAGGAGGGAGCUGUACAGGGCGGUUGAGGACGUCGGCAAGAUAGCGAGGAGCAGGUUGAGCGCGCUAGGGGUGCAGUGAUAUCUAGAUUCCAUAAGCCCGGGCAGAAACAGACAACAUGGCGG